AUGGUGUCCACUGAGUACCAAGAUGCUACAACUGGUAGCAAGAACUUCAUAGAUGUCGAGAGCCAAGGAACGCCCCAACGAAAAGCAGAAGCGCCAAAAACUCUCGGUGCAGGAUCUGCGUUAGCUCUAGGCGCAUUCGGAACAACCUUAACAACCCUCUCUCUGAGUCUUAUGGAAUGGCGCGGCGUCACAACCAAUAAUGUCUUCGUCGCCAAUUUCUUCUUCAUUGCAGCCUUUGGUCUAGUUAUCACGGCGCAGUGGGAGCUUUCCAUUGGAAAUGGUUUUGCUUACACGGUCUUUAGUGCUUUCGGUCUUUUCUACGCAGGCUACGGUGCCCUAUUAAUACCAUCCCUUGGUAUCGCACAGGCAUACGGCGAUGAUACAGUGCAGUACAACAAUGCGGUGGGAUUCUUCAUGAUAUUAUGGACUGUGUUUGUGUUUACUUUUCUCGUCGCUUCCCUUCCUAGUAAUAUCGCGUAUAUCCUGGUGUUUUUCCUGGUGGAUCUGGGAUUUCUUACUGUUGCGGCUAGUUACUUUGCUAAAGCUGAUGGCCACGCUGCGGCUGCUGUUGCGUUGCAGAAAUCGGGGGGCGUGUUUUGUUUCCUUGCGGGUUUGAUUGGAUGGUAUAUUGUUUUUCAUUUGCUUUUGCAGGAUUCGCUUUUGGAUUUGCCGUUGGGUGAUACUUCGCGGUAUUUCGGGAAAAGGAAGAGUCAGUGA
This is a messenger RNA of Penicillium subrubescens, 717 nucleotides long. RefSeq lists its product as uncharacterized. The record is from RefSeq and is a predicted model, not a curated record. The transcript is spliced from 3 exons. Gene Ontology annotation, molecular function: acetate transmembrane transporter activity. Gene Ontology annotation, cellular component: plasma membrane. Lineage: Eukaryota; Fungi; Ascomycota; Eurotiomycetes; Eurotiales; Aspergillaceae. Bases 1 to 717 code for a protein of 238 amino acids.